AUUCAUGUAAGGGGCUUUUUUUUAAUUUAUAUGUAGGUGGACUGCCCAAGGGGCGAUAUGACGUAAUUUGCGCGCCUCUCCGACUGCAUUGUCUGUUGUCAGGAAGCGGUAAGAUACUUGGAAGUUGAAUAAAUACCAUUACGGCUUCUAUUUGUCCUGAAUAAAUAUACAUGCACAACAAAUCUGACUGAUGUGUAUGUAGCUGACAUACUAUCUAAGACAUGAGACGAACAAGGAGUUGCCGAGGAAAGAAUGAAGAAAUUACCCAGAAUGGGACCUCAAAUACGUCAGAUGUAUGGCAGUGGGAGGGGGAUGAUGGGCAGUGGGAACCCUUCCCUCCUGCAGUCUGCACCCAACUGGACGCUGCAGUCAAGGCAGGAGAGGCUCGUGUCACCUUAAACCAUGUGCCUGGAGGCCGCUACGUGGCUGAUGUGGUCAACAUGGUCCAAACCAACCAGGUUACAAAGUACCAGAGGAAGAUUCGCUCACAGGCAGUUAAAGCAGAGAGUCUUGAUGGAGGUGAUACAGGCAACGGGAACCUCGUGGGUCAAAGUGUUGGGCAAAUUAAAACGGAGGAAGAGGAGAAGCCUGCAGCCAAAAAGAGACGUGGUGCAGCAAGGAGUCAAAAAUCAAACAAAGAGGUUCUUAAAAAGGAAUGUGAAAAUGAAACGAAAGAAGUAGUAAAGACUUUGGUCAUGAAGGGAAAAGCCCCUGUGGACCCUGAAUGCAAGGCCAAAUUGGGAAAGGCCCAUGUGUACAGCGAGGGAAACAACGUUUAUGAUGUCAUGCUGAACCAGACCAAUCUUCAGUUUAACAACAACAAAUACUUCCUGAUCCAGCUGUUGCAAGAUGAUAAUGCCAAGGCUUACAGCGUGUGGUUGAGAUGGGGCAGGGUUGGUAAAGUUGGACAGAACAAUUUGGUGACAUGUGGUGGUGAUCUUGCUAAAGCUAAAGAUGUCUUCAAGAAAAAAUUUUUGGACAAAACAAAGAAUGAUUGGGAAAACAGAGCAACUUUCGAGAAAGUUCCUGGGAAAUAUGACAUGAUAUUUAUGGACUUCAGUGCCAAGGACAAGGAGGAGGCUGAGGUGAAGACAGAGAGGGAGGAUCCUGCCAAGAAAAAGAUCUCCAAGUUGGACAUCAAAGUGCAGACCCUCCUGGAGCUCAUAUGUGACCUCAAAGCCAUGGAGGAAUGCGUGCUGGAAAUGAAGUUUGAUACCAGAAAGGCGCCUUUGGGUAAGCUCACCUCAGAGCAGAUCAGUGCUGGUUAUGCGUCUCUGAAGAGGAUUGAAGAGUGCUUGAAGAGGAAGGAACGUAACAAAGAACUCCUGGAGGCCUGCAACCAGUUCUACACCCGCAUCCCCCAUGACUUUGGGUUACGCAGUCCUCCAGUCAUCCGCACAGAGGAAGAGCUAAAGGAAAAAAUUGCAUUAUUAGAGGCACUGAGUGAUAUUCAGAUAGCUGUGAAGAUGGUUCAGUCGAGCACCAACAGUGAGGAGCAUCCUCUGGACAUACAGUACCGUUCCCUCGGCUGCCAGAUGCAGCCUCUGCCUGCAGACGGCCAUGAAUUCCAGGUGAUUGAGAAGUAUCUGAGGUCCACUCAUGCUCCCACUCACAGCGACUACACCAUGACUGUGUUGGACAUUUUUGCGGUGGAACGGGAGGGAGAAAACGACAAAUUCCUCUCCCAGCUACAUAACAGGAUGUUGCUGUGGCAUGGUUCUCGCCUCUCCAACUGGGUAGGCAUCCUGAGCCAGGGCCUAAGGGUGGCCCCUCCUGAGGCCCCAGUCACUGGUUACAUGUUUGGCAAGGGCAUUUACUUCGCUGACAUGUCAUCAAAAAGCGGAAACUACUGCUUUGCCAGUCAGAAGCACAACAUUGGAUUCCUCUUGCUUAGUGAGGUUGCCCUGGGAGACACUAACGAGCUGCUGGCUGCUGAUUAUGAUGCAAACAGACUGCCCUCAGGGAAGCACAGCACUAAAGGCCUGGGGCAAACAGCCCCUGACCCAGAGAACUUUGUCACACUGGAUGACAUGACCGUGCCCAUGGGCCCUGGCAUGAAGACUGGCGUGGGCCAGAGCGGAGGUUACAGCCUCCUCUACAACGAGUUCAUCGUAUACAAUCCUGCACAGACACGAAUGAGGUACCUGCUGAAAGUGCAGUUCAACUAUCAAUCGCUGUGGUGACGCAGCUGCAACUACCCUGGAGAGGAGUAAGAAGGAAAAAUGCCUUGAAUAAUGAGCUAAUAACACCAUAAUGAAUGUUAUAUACACUGCUGUUAAGUGCUUAUUAUUAAAAGUCGGGGUUUGUGUAUGGAAAGGUUUUAGAUAAUAAAUAAGCUUGGUUAGCAGUGUAUAUAUUUUAUUACAGUAAUAUGAAAUUAGUUGUUGUUGUUGUUAUAAUAAAAAGAUAUACACAUGUCUUACA
This is a messenger RNA of Clupea harengus (Atlantic herring), 2424 nucleotides long. RefSeq names its product poly (ADP-ribose) polymerase 2 (gene parp2). Gene Ontology annotation, biological process: protein poly-ADP-ribosylation; double-strand break repair. The record is from RefSeq and is a predicted model, not a curated record. Gene Ontology annotation, molecular function: NAD+ poly-ADP-ribosyltransferase activity; zinc ion binding. NCBI's taxonomy places the organism in Eukaryota, Metazoa, Chordata, Actinopteri, Clupeiformes, Clupeidae. Gene Ontology annotation, cellular component: nucleolus.